Aspergillus chevalieri is the source of this 2085-nucleotide messenger RNA. It is a transcript of the gene VMA1, whose product is annotated as H(+)-transporting V1 sector ATPase subunit A. Gene Ontology annotation, molecular function: proton-transporting ATPase activity, rotational mechanism; ATP hydrolysis activity; ATP binding. Gene Ontology annotation, cellular component: proton-transporting V-type ATPase, V1 domain; fungal-type vacuole membrane. Bases 1 to 2085 code for a protein of 694 amino acids. Lineage: Eukaryota; Fungi; Ascomycota; Eurotiomycetes; Eurotiales; Aspergillaceae. The transcript has 5 exons. Gene Ontology annotation, biological process: proton transmembrane transport; ATP metabolic process. The record is from RefSeq and is a predicted model, not a curated record.
AUGCUAGGCUUGGGAGUCAACAACCGUCUUAAAGCACGGCCAUCACUGCUGGAUCUGAUAGCCAGUCGCGGCGUGGACGAGGAGCUCCCAUCUGUAACCGUCGACGUCUCAUCACCGCCCGGACCUGCCAACCUGCCACCGCUCCCGGACUCGCCCACUUCGACGACCUCCAGUUGGAGCUACAGCAUCAGCAAUAACAACACUAAUUCUACUAUCGAACAUCGUGUUCCUUCUCUACCAAUUCCCUCUAUCCGCAUCCCCGCUUCACACACCAUGGCGCCUGCAAAGGAUGCGAAUGAUGGAGAACGUGGCGCUGUCUUCUCCGUCUCCGGAUCGGUCGUCGUGGCCGAGAAUAUGAUCGGAUGUGCUAUGUAUGAGUUGUGCCAUGUAGGAACUGGUCAGCUCGUCGGAGAAGUCAUCCGUGUCGAUGGAGAUAAGGUCACCAUCCAGGUCUACGAGGAAACCGCGGGCUUGGCUGUCGGUGACCCUGUGUACAGAACCGGCAAGCCUCUUUCGGUCGAGCUUGGCCCCGGUCUGAUGGAAACGAUUUACGAUGGUAUUCAGCGUCCUCUCAAGCAGAUUCACUCAGAGUCCGGUUCGAUCUACAUCCCCAGUGGUAUUCGGGUAAAUGCGUUGGAUCGUGAAAAGAAGUGGGACUUCACGCCUACGAUGAAGGUCGGCGACCACAUUACCGGAGGUGACAUCUGGGGUACCGUCUUUGAGAACAGCUUGGUGAACCAACAUAAGAUCCUGCUUCCACCCCGCGCCAGGGGUACCAUCACCCGGAUAGCCGAGGCUGGAAGCUAUACGGUGGAGGAGAAGCUCCUGGAAAUCGAGUUCGAUGGUAAGAAGACAGAGCACGCCAUGAUGCAAGUUUGGCCAGUGCGUGUGCCUAGACCGGUCAACGACAGACUGUCAUCCGACUCGCCCUUCGUUGUCGGACAGAGAGUGCUUGACUCUCUCUUCCCUAGUGUCCAGGGUGGUACUGUCUGCAUUCCCGGUGCUUUCGGAUGCGGCAAGACUGUCAUUUCCCAGAGUGUGUCCAAGUUCUCCAACAGUGAUAUUAUCGUCUAUGUCGGAUGUGGUGAGCGCGGUAAUGAGAUGGCUGAAGUCCUGAUGGAUUUCCCCGAGCUUUCUAUCGAAGUCGAAGGCCGCAAAGAACCCAUCAUGAAGCGUACUUGUUUGAUCGCCAACACAUCCAACAUGCCUGUCGCUGCUCGUGAAGCGUCUAUUUACACCGGCAUCACCAUCGCCGAAUACUUCCGUGAUCAGGGCAAGAACGUGGCCAUGAUGGCAGACUCCAGCUCGCGGUGGGCAGAGGCAUUGCGUGAAAUUUCUGGUCGUCUGGGAGAGAUGCCCGCUGAUCAGGGUUUCCCCGCGUACCUGGGAGCCAAGCUGGCCUCCUUCUACGAACGUGCGGGUAAGAGUACUGCUCUGGGCAGCCCUGAAAGAAAUGGCAGUGUCAGUAUUGUCGCUGCCGUUAGUCCUCCUGGUGGUGACUUCUCCGACCCUGUCACUAGCGCUACUCUGGGUAUUGUGCAAGUGUUCUGGGGUCUCGACAAGAAGCUGGCCCAGCGGAAGCAUUUCCCCUCCAUCAAUACCUCUAUGUCCUACAGUAAAUACACGACAGUGCUCGAUAAGUUCUACGAGAAAGACCACCCCGAGUUCCCUCGGCUGCGUGAGAGUGUUCGAGAGCUGCUUACCAAGUCGGAGGAUCUGGACCAAGUCGUGCAGUUGGUUGGUAAGGCCGCAUUGGGUGACUCGGAUAAGAUUACGCUGGACGUGGCAGCUAUGGUGAAGGACGAUUUCUUGCAGCAGAACGGUUACAGUGACUACGAUCAAUUCUGCCCGCUGUGGAAGACCGAGUACAUGAUGAAGGCAUUCAUGGGCUUCCAUGACGAGGCUCAGAAGGCAGUUGCCCAGGGUCAGAACUGGUCCAAGGUCCGUGACGCAACCGGUGAUAUCCAGACCUCCCUGCGGAGUAUGAAGUUCGAGCUUCCUGAGAACCGAGAAGAAGUUACAGAUAAGUACGAGAAGGUCCUGCAGUCCAUGACGGAACGCUUCGCCUCGGUGUCGGAUGUGUAA